AUGCUGGAGAACAACUUCCACGCCAUGCAUGAGACUCUGGCAACACUGGGCAGCUCUUUCAGUGCUAGGCUGCUCCACUCCAAGUGUGUGACGGAGGCUAUCGCAGGUCCAUCCUGCCUGCUGCUAGAAACCAAGAGUGGAACCUCCGUCACCUUCAGUUUACCAAAAGUGGACUUUGUUCAUGAGGGGUCUUACUACUGCCAGUACCAGACCAGAGUGUCCAGUCGUGUUUUCACUUCUCCACAGAGCAGCUCUGUUCAGUUCUCUGUUGCAGUGAACUUGCAGCAGCCCAAUAUCUCCUUCAGUAAUCCUGAUGGAAGGUUCUACUGGGGGUCUCAGGGGUCAGAGGCGACCAGGGGUCACAGUUUCUCCCUCAUCUGCUCCACCAAACCACAGUAUCCAGGAGGCUCCUUCCACUUGGAGCUCAGUGGAUCCAACAUCACCAAAACUCAGUCAGCUGUUAACCACUCAACCACCUUCUUCUUUGAUGAGGCAGAUUUUGUCCACCAGGGAAACUACAGCUGUGUUUAUGAAGUAAACGUGUCUUCACGCACCUUUAACUCUCCUACCACUGAACUCUUGGCUGUCACUGUGAAAGCGUCACCAGUUCCCUUCAUCGCUUCUGGAGUGACAGCAGGACUGUUACUCAUAUUAGUGCCAAUCAUCAUUUUCUUCAUAAAGAGAAGCAAAAACCAAAAAGAUCAUCAGACGGCUGUGAAGACGGAUCAUAGACUUCGUGCCAGAAACACAUAUGGGGUUACCGGAGGAAAUAAUGAGAUGGAUGAUGAAGAUUAUGAAAAUGCAGAAACUGUUUUUCACCAGAAAGAAGAUUCAGAUGAUUCUGAUGAGGACUAUGUUAACGUAGAUGUUGAUGUCAAGAAUAAGGCAGUGGCCAAUGACUAUGGAGGUGAACAAAUUUAUGCAAACACGGAUUAG
This is a messenger RNA of Colossoma macropomum (tambaqui), 936 nucleotides long. RefSeq lists its product as uncharacterized. The record is from RefSeq and is a predicted model, not a curated record. The coding region runs from base 1 to 936 and encodes 311 amino acids. The transcript is spliced from 5 exons. Lineage: Eukaryota; Metazoa; Chordata; Actinopteri; Characiformes; Serrasalmidae.